Messenger RNA from Ricinus communis (castor bean), 2535 nucleotides. RefSeq names its product stromal 70 kDa heat shock-related protein, chloroplastic. Gene Ontology annotation, cellular component: chloroplast; cytoplasm. The transcript has 8 exons. Gene Ontology annotation, molecular function: misfolded protein binding; ATP hydrolysis activity; heat shock protein binding. The record is from RefSeq and is a predicted model, not a curated record. Bases 220 to 2331 code for a protein of 703 amino acids. Lineage: Eukaryota; Viridiplantae; Streptophyta; Magnoliopsida; Malpighiales; Euphorbiaceae. Gene Ontology annotation, biological process: protein refolding; cellular response to unfolded protein.
UCUUUCUUUCUCUAUAAGCCCAAAACCCUUUCUUUUCUCUUUCUCUUAUCUUCUUUAUAGCAGCCUCUCUAUCUAACCACAAACUCUACUAAAUUUAGGUUUUUUUUAACAAAUUCACUCUCUUUUUGAGUUGGGUUUUUGUUAAAUUAAUCUCUGUCGUCAAGUUAUUGCUUAAAGUUUCAAUCGUGACACUUUAAUUUCUUAAAAAACCCUAAAAAAAUGGCAUCAUCAACAGCUCAGAUUCAUGUUUUAGGUGGAAUUGGGUUUCCUUCAUCAAAAUCAAGAAAACCCAGUUUUUCUUUUCCAAAAAAGACUGUAUUUUUAGGUUCUAAUCUAAAGUCUCAUCAAACGGCGGCGUUUUUAAGACAAAGCAAUACUAAUGCAAGGAGAAAGUAUGGACCUUUGAGAGUAGUGAAUGAGAAAGUUGUGGGUAUUGAUUUGGGUACUACUAAUUCAGCAGUUGCAGCUAUGGAAGGUGGGAAGCCAACAAUAGUGACAAAUGCUGAAGGGCAAAGAACGACACCGUCUGUUGUGGCUUAUACUAAAAAUGGCGAUAGGCUUGUUGGACAGAUUGCAAAGAGGCAGGCUGUUGUGAACCCUGAAAAUACUUUCUUUUCUGUGAAGAGGUUUAUUGGGAGAAAGAUGUCUGAGGUUGAUGAGGAGUCUAAACAGGUUUCUUAUAGAGUUGUUCGAGAUGAGAAUGGAAACGUUAAGUUGGAUUGUCCUGCUAUUGGUAAACAAUUUGCUGCUGAGGAGAUUUCAGCUCAGGUUUUAAGGAAGCUUGUAGAUGAUGCUUCAAAAUUUUUGAAUGAUAAAGUGACUAAAGCUGUAGUUACAGUUCCUGCUUACUUCAAUGAUUCUCAAAGGACAGCAACAAAGGAUGCUGGUCGAAUUGCUGGCUUGGAAGUUCUUCGCAUAAUCAAUGAGCCUACUGCUGCUUCAUUGGCAUAUGGGUUUGAAAAGAAGAACAAUGAAACCAUCCUAGUCUUUGACCUUGGUGGUGGUACAUUUGAUGUUUCAGUGCUUGAAGUUGGUGAUGGAGUUUUUGAAGUGCUCUCUACUUCAGGAGAUACACAUUUGGGUGGUGAUGACUUUGAUAAGAGAAUUGUUGAUUGGCUUGCUGGUAACUUUAAGAGAGAUGAAGGCAUUGAUCUUUUGAAGGACAAACAAGCACUUCAGCGUUUGACUGAGACGGCUGAGAAAGCUAAGAUGGAGCUGUCAUCUUUGACUCAGACUAAUAUUAGUUUGCCUUUCAUCACUGCUACUGCUGAUGGCCCCAAGCACAUCGAGACCACAAUCACAAGAGCUAAGUUUGAGGAAUUGUGUUCUGACCUGCUUGACAGGCUUAAAACACCAGUUGAGAACUCUUUGAGAGAUGCUAAACUAUCCUUUAAAGAUAUUGAUGAAGUGAUACUUGUUGGUGGAUCAACUCGUAUACCAGCUGUACAGGAACUUGUAAAGAAAAUGACUGGAAAGGACCCAAAUGUCACUGUGAACCCUGAUGAAGUGGUUGCCCUAGGUGCUGCAGUUCAGGCUGGAGUCUUGUCUGGAGAUGUUAGUGAUAUUGUGCUGUUGGAUGUCACACCGCUGUCCCUUGGUCUGGAGACUCUUGGUGGGGUUAUGACAAAAAUCAUUCCCAGAAAUACUACUCUGCCCACAUCCAAAUCAGAGGUGUUCUCAACUGCUGCAGAUGGACAGACAAGUGUUGAAAUUAAUGUCCUUCAGGGUGAGAGAGAGUUUGUUAGAGAUAAUAAAUCCCUUGGUAGCUUCCGCCUUGAUGGUAUUCCUCCAGCACCACGUGGAGUUCCUCAAAUUGAAGUUAAAUUUGACAUUGAUGCCAAUGGUAUUCUCUCUGUUACUGCCAUUGACAAGGGCACUGGAAAGAAGCAAGACAUCACCAUUACUGGUGCUAGCACCUUACCCAGUGAUGAGGUUGAGAGGAUGGUGAGCGAAGCUGAGAGGUUUGCUAAGGAGGACAAGGAGAAGAGAGAUGCCAUUGACACGAAGAACCAGGCAGAUUCUGUUGUCUACCAGACAGAAAAGCAGCUGAAGGAGCUGGGAGACAAGGUUCCAGCCCCUGUCAAAGAGAAGGUAGAGGCAAAACUGAAGGAGCUCAAGGAUGCAAUUGAGGGUGGAUCAACCCAAGGGAUGAAAGACGCCAUGGCUGCCCUGAACCAAGAAGUCAUGCAGCUUGGCCAGUCACUGUACAAUCAACCAGGUGCUGGGGGAGCUGGUCCCGCACCGGGCGGUGAAGCUGGACCUUCUUCUGACUCAUCAAGCAAGGGACCUGAAGGAGAUGUUAUUGAUGCAGAUUUCACUGACAGCAAGUGAGAAGGCAAGAUGAAUUUUUCUAAUUUUGUAGCCCCUUCCUGGUAAUGUGUAUAAGAAAAUUGAUUCUGUCUGGAUCAAGGGAUAAUGACAUUUCCAGACAUUUUUGCUCUCUGGGGAGUGAGAAACAAUUAUUUCUAGGAAUAUAUAGAGGAACAAGCACCUAAUAGCAACCCAUAAUAGUUAAAACCGUGGGUGUUCAAUUCA